This is a messenger RNA of Arabis nemorensis, 540 nucleotides long. The record is from the annotation of a GenBank genome assembly. NCBI's taxonomy places the organism in Eukaryota, Viridiplantae, Streptophyta, Magnoliopsida, Brassicales, Brassicaceae.
AUGGAUACCACUUCCCCUUCGAGCACUGAAGCUUUUAAGGAACCAAAUUUUGAUGAUACAUUAAAUGACCAAGAUCUUUUCCGUAUGGUGUAUAACACUUCACUCCCAAGAUCUGAAGGUAUUUCCAGCUUUUCGCAAGGUUUACAGCAAAAUACUUUGUGGAAUGGUUCUAUGCAUUACCAAGGAAUUAUCAGUGGUAGUCAUGACCCAUGCCUUGAUAAGUUAGUGCUUGAAUCUCAAUCGUUAGAUCCACUGUUGAAAGUGAGCGACAAAAGCACAAUCAGAUAUACCAUUGGCAAACAUCAAGACCAAAAGAUGUUCAAAAUCAAUCAGAAACAGCACAAGAUAAUGAAAUUGAAUGGAAGCAAGCCCUCGAAGAAAUCUAACUCUAUCAAAGGACAGUGGACUUCUGAUGAGGAUACGAAAUUAAUAGAUUGGAUAAAGCAAAAGAACGAAGAAAUGGUUAGACAUCGCGAAAAUACUUGGAGGACGAGCAGGAAAACAGUGCAGGGAGAGAUGGCACUACAGUCUAUGUCCUGA